ACUUGCUCGGUCAUCUUCCUACAUUAGCCAACCCACUCUUCACAACAGUGGUUAUUAACGCUUUCUCAACUGGACAAACUUCAUGAACACGUCAAACCUUAAUCGGAGAAUUAAAUUAGUCGUGGAUGUAAUAGUGAAGCAGUCGAUUUGCUUCCGAUGUGACCCGAGAGAGCUCAGUCCCGAGUGGAAGAUCGUCGUCAUCAGUGUCGCGAAACUUCUUUGUUUGUCGCUCUCCGACACGCCGCCGCAGGAAAUAACCCAUUAAACUCGUUCUUGAUAGUUUUAAGACGUUACUAUAUGCUUAAAGGUGUACUUUUACAGUAGUAAAGAAAAGUAUUUUGAUCAUACUAAUCGAAAAGUUCAUUUUUUGCGAUCGAAACAAUAAUGACGGUGUUUCUGGAGAAGUUUGUUGUCAUCACGUGAUAGGCCACUAUAGUUUCACAUAAGCGUUUCUUAACCUUCAGGUGUUCAAAGAUUCUCCUCAAAUAAUAAUAAUUAUUAUAAUAAUGCCUCAGCCUAAAUACAGGAAGAUUGCUGUAUUGGGAUACCGUUCAGUCGGAAAAUCCUCUCUUACAAUACAGUUUGUAGAAGGACAGUUUGUAGAUUCCUACGACCCUACCAUUGAAAACACUUUUAAUAAAAUGGUGUCCAUCAAUGGCCAGGACUUCAAUCUCCAGUUAGUGGACACUGCUGGGCAGGAUGAGUAUUCCAUCUUUCCUCAGUCUCAUUCUAUGGAUAUUCAUGGCUAUGUUUUGGUGUACUCCGUCACUUCAAUGAAAAGUUUUGAGGUUGUGCAGGUUCUACACGACAAGCUUCUUGAUAUGGUUGGAAAGAUACAGGUACCUACUGUUCUAGUUGGGAACAAAAAAGAUCUUCACAUGGAAAGAAUGAUUAAACCAGAAGAAGGCAAGAAAUUAGCGGACUCUUGGGGUGCUGCUUUUAUGGAGUCCUCUGCCAAGGAAAACCAGACUGCUGUGGAGGUUUUCAAGCGGAUUAUUCUGGAAAUGGAAAAAGUUGAUGGGAAUGCCCCAUCUGAGGAAAAGAAGUGUGCUGUGAUGUAAAAAAUGCAGUGAACUUAUUGGCCGAAGUCAGAUGACACCAUCACCAGCCGAUGCCAUGCGAUGAUUUCUGAUGGAUCAACAGUUUAGUAACAGACCUUAUCCUCCUGAGCGGUCACGUGCUCUUCAAGAUUCAUUUCAACAACAAAAUAUUCCAAAUAUUGUCAGUAUUGGGAAUUCAUUAUAAAUGCUGCUUUGCGGUUUAAGGUUAAAAUACUGUCAAAUGUCACUGUAUAACUUAAUAAUAAUCCCAUCUCAGUUACCUUCAGCCUUAAAGGAAUAGUUCUCAAAAACUAAAAUUCCCUCAUCGUUUACUCACAAACCCGUAUGACUUUCCUCUGCUGAACACAUGUGAAGAUAUUUUGGAAGAUAGUUGAGGUGUUUUUGCUGAUGGGACGUAGUCCACACACCUCGAGUGGUCUAAUCCAUGUCUUCUGAAGUGAGACGACUGCUUUGGGUGAGGAUCAGACAAACAUUUCUAAUGACCAAAAGUUAAAAUUCAUAGUCUCCUUGGCCCAUUUGAGAGAAGCUCGUUGGCACACUUCCGUGCGUUUGAUGUGUACAGAGAACGCUGUACACAAACCCAGACACGACGUUACCAGGUUAGCCGUUUCACACCCAGGCGCAAGACUGAAUUCCAAAUGGGCCGUAUGUCGAGAUUUGUUGUGAAUAAGGACUUAAAGUGACCGUAUCACUUCAGAAGACAUGAUCAAACCACUGGAGUCUUGCAGUUUUGUUUUGGACCUCAUUGACUUGCGUUGUAUGGACAAAACACCUCAUACAUCUUUAUAAAUAUCUCAAUGUUCUGCAGAAGAAAGUCAUAAGGCAUUUUUGGAAGACCUGCCCCUUUAACAUGUUGACACAUUUAAUGAUUAAUCUUACUGGUACUGUAAACAUCACCAACUUUCUCCGAUUCAUUCUGGACUUCAGCCAGUGCACAGUUUCUCUCUUUCUGUACCUCGUCCUCUUCCAAACCCUUACUCAUCUUCAGCACCCAUCUGGAUUAAAUGGGUUCAAUUGUUCAUGUAAAUUAAGUUCAUUUAGAUGCGGUCAUAAAAUCAGUGCUGUACGCAACAUUCCCCUUCAGUGGCGUGUGUGAAUAACGUGUACAUGCACUGCAUGAUGGAAACAAGAGUGUCUUUUACACGGUUGAGUGCCUGCAAGAACCCCUCUUCACGUAAUGUCAUUAUCAGGUCUUUACAGCCGUUUUUAAUUUACUGGAAUUGUUUUGCUUUGAUGGAUCUGAAAUUAACCUGGUUACCCUAUAAUGCAGCCCGUCCUCCUCCUGUGGUAUUCACAUCACUUCAGGUUUAUUUUACUCACUAUUUGAAAGUGUUGAUGAAAUAAGUACACCGUCAGUGUAAUUCUGAACUUCAUACAUUUGUAUGUCACCUUUGAUGGCGUAUAGUCUGAUACUUUAUAGGCAAAGGACCAGUCAAUAAUGAUGAACAAUGUCCAGUCAAUAAACACAAACAAUGUCUCUGACUAAUGCAUAGGCCAAUGAAAGUGUUGCCCUUUUAAUAUCUUAAUCUCCCUGCUUUCUAUUUAGUUACCCCUUAAAAGUAAUAAAUGCCUCAAUGGCAACAUGACAGAACUGCCCUGCAGGGAUUUCCUGCCCCAUACUACAUUGAUUCAGCAGCAUUACAGAAGUCCAAGUGUCCUUGCAUCCUGCCACACUUUUCAUGUUUUACAGUUUUGCAACCUUCAUCAGUUUUUAGGGACUUAUGUAUAUGGAAUUUCUUUUAUGGAAAAACAUAAACAUUCAGAAGUG
This is a messenger RNA of Xyrauchen texanus (razorback sucker), 2829 nucleotides long. It is a transcript of the gene rhebl1, whose product is annotated as Ras homolog, mTORC1 binding like 1. The record is from RefSeq and is a predicted model, not a curated record. Gene Ontology annotation, molecular function: GDP binding; GTP binding; GTPase activity. The transcript has 8 exons. Lineage: Eukaryota; Metazoa; Chordata; Actinopteri; Cypriniformes; Catostomidae. Gene Ontology annotation, cellular component: plasma membrane. Gene Ontology annotation, biological process: small GTPase-mediated signal transduction. Bases 507 to 1061 code for a protein of 184 amino acids.